CGAUCGCCAUGUGUAAGCCUGCUGCACCAAGCCAAUGCGACCACCACGAUGACCGCCAUGGCCUCCUCACUGUCCCCUUCCUCGUGCAGAAGCCCCCCUUGAAGAGCCCAGCGGAGGUGGUAGCACUGCCGCCGGUCCUAACGCUGAGGCCUCUCGGCUCAGCAUCCUUGGCCUUUGUUGAAGCCAAGUCCAUCCUGAGCCUCGCGCUACCCAUAGCCUUCACCGGCCUGCUGCUUUACUGUCGUUCCUUGAUCUCCAUGCUCUUCCUCGGCCGGCUCGGCGACUUCGCCAUUGCCGGUGGCUCCCUGGCCAUCGGGUUCGCCAACAUUACCGGCUACUCCGUCCUCUCCGGCCUCGCCAUGGGCAUGGAGCCCAUCUGCGGCCAGGCCUUCGGCGCGCGCCGCUCCCACCUCCUCGGGCCGGCCCUUCACCGUACCGUUCUCCUCCUCCUCUCCGCCUCCGUCCCCAUCGCCCUCCUAUGGUACUACAUCCGCUCUCUCCUCCUCCUCGUCUGCCAGGACAUGGCUCUCGUCGCCGCCGCCAGCUCCUACCUCCGUGCCUGCCUUCCUGACCUCAUCCUCCAGUCUUUUCUUCACCCUCUCCGCAUUUAUCUCAGAGCUCAGUCCAUCACGCUCCCGCUGACCAUGUCAGCCGGGCUAGCCGUCGUCCUCCACCUGCCCAUCAACUACCUCUUGGUAUCUGUUCUCCGCCUCGGCAUCGGCGGCGUCGCCUUGGCCUCCGUUUGGUUUCACUUCAACGUCGUUCUCUUCCUCCUUGGCUACAUAUAUUUCUCCGAUCUCCGCCGGACCACGGGAGGACUAAGCUUCAGCUCCGAGUGCUUCAAAGGAUGGAGGCCGCUUCUAAACGUCGCUGUCCCCAGCUGCAUCUCGGUGUGCUUGGAGUGGUGGUGGUACGAGAUCAUGAUCAUCUUGUGCGGUCUCCUCGUCAACCCAGCGGCCACCGUCGCUUCCAUGGGUAUUCUGAUACAGACCACCUCACUCAUCUACAUUUUCCCGACCUCGCUCAGCUUUGCCGUGUCGACUCGGGUCGGCAACGAGCUCGGCGAGAACCGGCCCGACCGAGCUCGUCGAGCUACCACCGUCGGACUGUCAUGCAGCGUCGCGCUCGGCCUCGCCGCGUUCGGGUUCGCCGUCUCGGUGCGCCACGUAUGGGCCAGGAUGUUCGCCCGUGACUCCGCCAUCUUCGAGCUCACCGCGUCGGCGUUACCGGUCCUGGGCCUGUGCGAGCUCGGGAACUGCCCGCAGACCACCGGGUGCGGGGUCCUGAGAGGAAGCGCGCGUCCCAAGCUCGGCGCCAACAUAAACCUGGCCUCCUUCUACGUCGUCGGCAUGCCGGUGGCGGUCGGGCUGGCCUUCUGGACGCCGCUCGACUUCAAGGGUCUGUGGCUGGGGUUGCUGUCGGCGCAGGCCACCUGCGUCGUGCUCAUGCUCGUCGCCAUCCACAGAACCGACUGGGACACGCAGGCCGAGCGGGCGCAGCAGCUCACUGGGGGACAGGAAGCCAACAAAAAUGGAUCGCCAAAGAUCGAGCAACCAGUUCCUCAUUAUGAAGUAUAAUUCUUCCUCCUCCUUUCUCGGAUUCUGGCUUCUUUAACCACGAAUAUGUAUGUCU
This is a messenger RNA of Musa acuminata subsp. malaccensis (wild Malaysian banana), 1632 nucleotides long. RefSeq names its product protein DETOXIFICATION 49-like. NCBI's taxonomy places the organism in Eukaryota, Viridiplantae, Streptophyta, Magnoliopsida, Zingiberales, Musaceae. Gene Ontology annotation, cellular component: membrane. Gene Ontology annotation, molecular function: xenobiotic transmembrane transporter activity; antiporter activity. Gene Ontology annotation, biological process: xenobiotic detoxification by transmembrane export across the plasma membrane. The record is from RefSeq and is a predicted model, not a curated record.